AUGGCCGUCAAGAUGAUCAUUUUCGCCGCCUGCGUGGCCACCGCUCUCACCCAAUACGCCGCACCCUCUUACAAGCCAGCGUACUCAGCACCCGCUUACUCAGCACCAAAGGCUUACGCCCCGGAACCCGCCUACGCACCCACACCGUACAACUUCGAGUACAGCGUAAACGACCCACACACCUACGAUGUCAAGAGCCAAUCAGAGUACAGCGACGGCAACGGUUACGUCAAAGGAUCGUACAGCCUUUUGGAAGCCGACGGUUCCACCCGCACCGUUGAAUACACAGCCGAUGACUACAACGGUUUCAACGCCGAAGUCAAGAACUCCGCCCCUGCCUACAAGCCAGCUUACGCUGCACCCGCUUACUCUGCACCGGCUUACGCUGCACCAGCUUACCCAGCACCCGCAUACUCAGCUCCGGCUUACAAGCCAGCGCCGUACAAGGCAUACUAA
This is a messenger RNA of Macrosiphum euphorbiae (potato aphid), 456 nucleotides long. The record is from the annotation of a GenBank genome assembly. NCBI's taxonomy places the organism in Eukaryota, Metazoa, Arthropoda, Insecta, Hemiptera, Aphididae.